GCAGGGGGUCAUGUGUUGUUUGUGCUGUGGCCCGUAGAGAUGUGUACAAGAGGAGAAGGGAAAGCAGUGCUAACAGAGCUAGCUGGAUCCUCCCGAUUAUAGAAACACGGCUGAACGUGGUCAUGUUGCACGCGGUGGGCUUUAUUUCGUGAAAAAAAAAAAAAAAAGCAAAGCUCACGCUGGAGUACCUGCCUCGCCGCUGAGAGGGCAAAAGGGACUAUUUUCUUCAGACGGUACAGCAAAGCCGGUUUGUGAGUGCUGCAAAUCUGAGCCGUGUGUGUGUGUUUGUGAGUCAGUUAGCUGGCCUAGCCGGACUCAGGAGCUCGUCUCCCAAAACAAGAAUGGGGUCUAGGUCCGCUCGGAUUAGCUUGCUGGUAAAGUGACCUUUGAUUGUGUUCUCUGAUGGCAAAUUUCACGAACUAUCAGGAAGGCAAGGCAGCGAUGUUGAUGGUGGAGACACAGCAGAGGGACGUGGGGACGAAACCUGCGGCCGCCACCGCUGCAGCCGCAAACGGAGACGGCUCGGUCGGGGAACCCCCUUCCCCGUUAAUUAAUGUCGGCGGAGGAGCCGGAGGUGGUGGAGGAGGAGGAGGGUCUCGUUUCCACCAUUUACCUCCGUCAAACCACUUCCACCUUAGCCACCACCAGCCGCCAAAGGAUCAACAGCAGCACCAUCACUGUCAGCAGCAGCAGCAGCAGCAUCUUUCUGGGGAAAACAUCGCAGAGUCUCCGGGCAGGAAAGCCACCGCCGCCUCCUCCUCCUCGCCUUUCAGCCAGGUACACACCGCCGAGGACCCCGCCGCUGGCAACAGCCAUGUAUACGCAGCUGUGAACGUCGUAAACACCUCAGACGUGGUGGAUGAUAUACGAAAGUGUGGCUAUUUAAGAAAGCAAAAGCAUGGACACAAAAGGUUUUUCGUGCUGAGGGCUGCCAGCCACCUCGGCCCCAGCCGCCUGGAGUACUACGACAGCGAGAAGAAAUUCAGGAACAGCCUGCGCUCUGCUGCUGCCGCCGCAGCCUCCUCCGCCUCCGCCUCCAGCAGUGGUGGAGCCGUCCUCCCUUCUCCUCCCAAAAGAGUGAUUUACCUCUACCAGUGCUUCACCGUGAACAAAAGGGCGGAUUCCAAAAACAAACACCUCAUUGCCCUUUACACCAAGGAUGAGUACUUUGCCAUUGUGGCUGAGAAUGAGCAGGAGCAGGAGGACUGGUAUGUGGCUAUCAGUGAGCUGAUGAGCGAGGGCAAAAAAGGACACUUAGACUCUGAUGAUUUAGAUGAUGGAUAUGGUACGGUCACCCCUGGUACUGUGUUUAAAGAGGUGUGGCAGGUGAAUGUAAAACCCAAAGGACUGGGUCAAACCAAAAACCUCACAGGUGUUUACCGGCUAUGCCUCUCUACCAAAACCAUUCACCUUGUUAAGUUGAACUCUGAGACGCCCUGUGUCAACUUGCAGCUGAUGAACAUCAGGCGCUGCGGACAUUCAGAAAGCUUCUUUUUCAUCGAGGUGGGCCGCUCCUCCUCCAUCGGGCCUGGGGAGAUAUGGAUGCAGGUGGACGACUCUGUUGUGGCCCAGAACAUGCAUGAGACCAUCCUGGAAACGAUGAAAGCGCUGAAAGCGUUUGCGGAGUUUCGGCCGAGGAGUAAGAGUCAGUCGUCAGGCUCCAAUCACAUGCCUUUUAUCACGACGCGGCGCCACCUGGGCAACCUUCCGCCGAGUCAGACUGGGCUGCAGCGACGGUCGAGGACAGAGUCUGUGGUUGGCACGCCGCCGUCAACUAAAAGUAACAUGGCUAGUGGCUAUCGCUUUCGGACAUCCAGUGAGGGCGAGGGCACAAUGAACCGGCCGUUCCGCUCUGCCACUGGAAGUUUGGUUCACCUAAACACUGCGAGGGCCCAUCACGGUCGUCAGGAUAUGGGCAGCGGUGGUGGCGGCAGCAGUGGGAGCGGCGUCGCCACAGGAAACGCUGGUACAAGCACCGGCAGCGGACGCUAUGUCAGAGCUAUCCCAGGGGCAACAUCCACCUAUCAUGCCCGCUCUGCCUCGUUGCCAGUCUCCCAUUUUCCCUCCACCACUAGCCCCGUGAGCGUCUCCUCCAGCAGCGGCCACGGCUCCGUCUCCGACACGCUCACCCGCCCAUCGAGCGCCUCAAUAUGCGGCUCCCCAUCAGACGGUGGCUUCAACUCGUCAGAUGAGUACGGCUCCAGCCCAGGUGACUUCCGUUACUUCCGGGUGCGGAGCAACACACCAGACUCUCUUGGCAACACCCCACCAAUCAGAGAAGAGAACUGUUUAAAUGAUUACAUGGCCAUGGGCUGGAACCGGGAGGUCUUUGCGGGCUCCGGAAGCAACAGUGGAGCUGACACACCGCGGGAUGAGAGCACGUCAACGACAGAGGAUGAGCGCUUUUCUUCAUCAUCACUGAGGAGGAGGACGCACUCUUUUACCAGACCGACUGGUGGCGCGACCGGAGUGGCAGUCUAUCAGAAAAUGACACAGACUAACUUCUCACUGGAUGAGGGAUCGGAUGUGGUGUUGCCAUUUGGUAGCGGCCUGCUCCGUGGGGGGCCGUCGUCCUCCUCUUCCUCACUGCGCUCUGACUACAGCUCCUGCUCCGAACACAGCCAGCAGAGCCGUCCCUCCACACUCUCCCGAACGGAGGCCGGUUCCGAGCGCCCUCCCCUCUCCUCCUCCGCCAAGGAAGACAGCGGCUAUAUGCCUAUGAUGUGUGGCGUGGCGGUGUCGCCGAGGGACACUCCCCCUGACUACAUGCCUAUGCAACCCAGCUCUUACUCCCACCACAUCUCCCAUUCUCCUCAGUUUCACAGUCCAGCUUUAGCUACACGCUCAGCCCACCAUCAUCACCCCCAGCUCCAAUCCCAAUCCUCCACCGAUUCCCACGGCUACAUGAUGAUGCUCCCGGGGGGCAGUUGCAGCUCCCCUUCCCCAGUGCAGGCCUCUCCCAGCCCUCACAGCAGCUCCAGCCUCAUUGGGGCGUGUGCAAGCGACAGCAUUGCAGAAAGACCCGAGAAUGGGGAAUAUAUGGACAUGUCGUACAGUAGUGGUGGGGGGCGCAAGGUCACAAAUGAAGGGAGCAGCAGAUAUUAUACAACUGGCACACCUGAGAACACCCCAAAGCCUUACAGCCCUUAUUUCUCUCUCCCUCGCUCCUAUAAGGCCCCCAGCAGAGAAAGGGAAGAGAAAGAUAAAGAGUAUGGGGAGUACGUUCCUAUGAGCUCUCCUGCUAAACCAGUCUACUCAUCAGUCGCCACAUCUUCAGUGUCAACACCAGAAAAGAGGGGUGGGGGAGGUAGUAGCACCUCCACUCCCUCUCACCCACCUCCGCCUUAUGGCGCUCACCAUACGACUGCAGCAAUGGCUGACAGCCGUAUUGUGAGGCCCAACCGCCUCCCUUUAGGCCGAAGAAGUUUCCACGGACCGCUGCGAAUUAGUGAGCCUUCAACAGCAUCUGCAGGCACCUUGACUUCAGUCCCUGCCACUGGCAGCUCCUCUGAAGGGCCUUCCAGUCCUGGAGAGUAUAUUAAUAUAGAGUUCGGUGAUCACUACCCUCUCCAGCAAGAGCCACCCGCCUACCCUCACUCUGCCCAAGACGAAGCGCCUUCCCUGGGAUCCGGUGACCACUGUCGCUCCCCUCCUCAGGAUUACAUGAGUGUGGAGGUAGGAGCGGACCAGCAGGAUAGUUCUGGUUGCCUGGGAAAAAACCAGUCACCCAGACCGAGCCUAGUUGCCCCAUGGAACCCACCCAGCUAUAUCCGACCACUGGCUAGCAAUCCCGGAGCGGUGGCCUCCCCUGGAGUGCAGGUCGGAGGUCACUGGAGGCCAGUUGGGGACGACUACACAGACAUGACGUUUAACCUCAGCAGAGGUGACGGGACACAAACGAGCCCUACAGCCAUGCUGCAGCAUCUCUGUGUGAUAGAGGGGCGUUAUGGCCACCCUCCCCACACCACCUCCUCAUCCAUUUCUCCCCCCCUGCCCCCGACGAGCCCAGAUAGGGCGCCAACGCAGCCGAUGGAGCCCAAGGUGGUUCGAGCUGAUCCCCAGGGCAGAAGAAGACACAGCUCAGAGACAUUCUCCUCCACCUCUUCCUCUAAUUCAACGCCUCCUAGUGGAGGUCUUGGCUCCUCGGCCACACACCCCACCCUUGCUAACCCCUUGGCCCCCAACGGAUCUUAUGUAACGGAGGGACAGGCGUCUAGAUGGGCCAGCUCGGCGUCUUUUGACAGUGUGUGGAUGUCUGUGGAGGGUCUGGGUGACUCUCCAGCUCACCACGCCCCGGCAAGAACCACAGAAACGGGCACGGCCUCCAGGACUUCAGCAGCAUCCUCCUCCUCUUCCACGGGGCCCGGAGCCGGCAGAAUGUGCAGGAACAUGUCAGUUGGCUAUCAAAACGGCCUCAACUACAUCGCCUUGGAGCUGAGGGAGGAUGGGAGUAAUACGGGAGCUGUGACGUCGGGAGCAGGUAGCAGCAGUGGGAGCACGGCAUCGGUGGUGGCGGCUGCAGGGGGGAUGGUGCCUCUGCCAGAGAACAGAGCCUACGCCAGUAUAGACUUCACCAAAUCAGACAGCGUCACUGCAACAACCAAGGACUGAGCGACGGAGGUUCAUCGCACGCCGCAGCCCCCCCUCCUCUUCAUCCUCAUCUCUCUGCUCACGGCACUUGACUCAGCCUGUGACCUUUGGCCUCCAACGCCGGUGCCCUCUGACCUUCACUGAGACUGAGAAGCUGCUCCCUUCUGAUCGCAGACAAAAUGUCAAAAACAAACACAAAAAACCGCUUGCAGUUUUAAAAAAAAGUGUUUUUCAUUUUUUGUUUUUCCUCUGUUUUAUAUGCAUAUCGUCCCUUUUUUUUUUCUUUCUUUCUUCUUCUUCUUCUUCUUCUUCUUUAUUUUUUUUAAAUUAACAAAUAAUCCUCCCUCUCUUGACCGACGCUGCCAGCGUGCGCUGCUUCCCCGCCCCCUCUCAGAGACAGUUGGGCUCGUACUUAUUCAACAAACAGAGGGUGAACUUUGGCUGAGGGGCGUCCUUGCAUCUGCACAGAGCCUUUUUAUCAGAUGGUUCUGCUUCUCCAUAUAGUAUUAAAAAAGAAAAAAGGGAAAAUGAAAUUCAAAGGCAUUACGGCACAGACUUGGAUUUUUUUUAUGUUGAUUUGAAUUUAAAUAGUCAUCAUUUAUUAUUAUUAUUAUUAUUAUUACUAUUAUUAUUCUAAUUUCUUUAACCCCUUGUGUAAUCCAUCCUGAAUGCCGUACAGUUAUUACAUAUUGGAUAAAGUGUUUAUUUUUUUAAUUCCUUAACCCCCUUUAAUGGUACAAGCUCGCGGCUGGGCCCGUUUCAGUUUCAGAGUGGCAUUGUACGAGUAUCGCGUUUGAUCCCAGGUACGACGCAGUACCGGCACCCUUUGGAUCAUCAUGUAGCAGGGCGCUUGCGCCUCAGCGACACGUUAGCACCCAUUGCCUGAGCGGGCCUGCUCUAAAGGGCUAAAAUCAGCUGCAGUACUGCGCCAGUGUGGGUUUGUCAGAGUACCAAUGCAACCUUAAAGCAUUACUCCUCAUGUUAUAUAGUGCUGAUUAUUUAUAUGUUAAUGCAGGUACAAAUGUUUCGGUACAUUUCACUUUGUUUGUUCUUCUGACUGAUGGUACUCAGCAGGGCGGGGAAUUGUUAUGGCCACUGGUCGAACACUGCAACAUUUUCGGUGUCAUUUACAAUCCACUCAUUAGAAGUUUGAUAAUCUUAAAAGUGAAGCUACAGCUAGCAGUCGGUUAGCAAAGAGUAGCAUAGAAAGUCAGAACAGGAGCCAACAGGUGUUCAAAAGUAAUUUUACACAAAGUCCAGUUAAAAGAAAUUGUGUUCUGCUCAAACUUUAAAUUUUAAACCCAAUUUCUAUCCAUUUAAUGCUGGCUAGGUGUUUAAAUAUUGCACUACAGAGCACAGAAAGUCACUAAAAUAGCAGUUCUUUUGUUUUACUUGCACAAAAAUGAAAAUGUAUAUCACUAAAAGGCAAAAAACUACACCUAAAAAUAUAAAAGUAUUGUUAAUAUGAGCAAGGCCACAAAUAAAGAUACAGAGAUACAACAGUACAUGCCAUCUUGUUAAAGUGGGCCUGUUAUGCUAAUUUCUGUUUCAGUGUUUUGGUUAAUUGGAUUCUACUAGAGCCACUUAGCAAUAAUCCUUAUUACAUCAUCCUGUUUGAAACAACCCAUUUUAGCUCCCUUUAAACCAACUUUUUCCUGAUGGAUGCCCUUCAGCAGAUAGACGGGACUCCUGUGCCUGAAAUGACUGUAUACGAGAUGUCUUCUCUCUGUGACAUCAAAGAGAGCUAAAAGUAGAAAAAAGCCAUUUUAGUUUGAUUUAAGUAACUUCUGAUUGGGUGCCCCUCUAAUAGGUUUAAGAAGCAAUUAAGUGGGGCUUUUGUCUGGUUUCCAUGGCAUCAUGGAGAGCCAAAAGUGGGAAAAAAGUGUCUGAAACCAGGCGUUUGGAGCAGUCUGAAGCCCGAGCUUUUGACUUUCAAAGAGCUGCAUACACACAGGAUAGAAACCUUGUUCCAUUUAAAAUAAGCAUUCAUCCUCAUAACUGUGUGCAUAUGUGACAGAAAAUAAGAGAAAGCAUAACAGAUCAACUUUGACACAUUAAACCAAAUUGUAAAAGCAGCUUUAGGCCAUUAUGUCAUGACUGUUCCUUAAAGAAUAUAUAAUCGGUUUAAACACAGGCUUUAUCUAUGUGGAUAGGUCUGCUACUUUUUUUGGGUCUUUAUGCUAAGCUAAGCUAACCAGCUGCCUUCACAGAUAUCUGGGUGUUGUUAAUGAACUCUCAGCAAGAAAAUCUGAUUUUGUGGUUAAAAAAACUCGGCUGAAAAAAAACAAAACGACAACAAAAAAACGGGUUUGUUGUUUUUGUUUGUUUGUUUGUUUUCUUCCCCGCCCUGCUGUUUCACUUGGUUCAUCUUCCUCAGUUUUCUGCACAAAUAACUGUUGAGUAGAUCCAAGUAGUUGGUGUUUGUUUGUUUCAUUCAGUUUUACCUCAUGCGGUCCGUAGCACAGUUCAGAUUAGCGAGGGAGAGUGGCGCCAAAGCAAACGCAGACAAACGCUGUGAAAGGUAAAAAGCACAAAGUACAGUAUUGACACACUGAGAUGCAAACACAGGAAUAAUGCACACACACACACGAAAUGCAAGUGAACCAUUUACUGUACUUUGUGAGCAGUGGCAUGUACAUACACACGCAAACCCGUACGUCAAUAAGACGCAUAUCUCGGUCAUGUGCCCCCCUCCACACACAUUCCCUCAUAUUGCAUACAGGCACAGAGGAGUCAUGCAGCCCUUUUUAGUCGAGGGUACCUCCUGCGCGUCUCCGUUUCGGCCCUUUGUGAGCGGCUCUUGAUGACGUGCGGGAUUUUUCUCGCACAUAUGAAUGCUGGGGUGUUCGUCAGCGGCUCCGCGUGACGUAAAGAGGUUUCCAGUAACCGGAGCUCCAGCCCCAGGUGCAGCGCACUGGACAUACUUGCCCUGUGACACCCCAACCCACACACAGUUAUAGUGGCGCACAAAUUGCCUCCUCUUUUUGUUUUGGCACCUUCACACACUAAUACGCGCGUAUUUAGCAUUUAUAGUCGCGCUGCUCUCCCACGAUGUGCUUAAACUCAAAGACUGACAGCUAGACUGGUCCACAGAAUUUCAGUGAUUUCUUUCAGUAUUUAAUGCAAUCAUCCUGAUUUAGUUUUGUUUUUUCUUCUUAUGAUUUUUUUUUCUUUUUUGUUACCCCACCUUUCCUGAUGUUUUGGAAUUUGCUUGUUUAACGAUGCAUCAUCACUGUUAUCCAAGCAGAGCCAGGAGCGAGGGAAGGCGUGUUUGACUUUGGUUUUGAAAGCAGCCUCGACAAGUUUAACUGAAUAAUCUUUGCUCCAAUUUGCUCUCAUUGUCCUGAUACCUGAUGCUGACUUGUAGCUGUUUGACCAUGCAGACUGUGGAAGCUUCUUCUCAAAGAUAAAAACCUGUGCAGGUCCCAUAAAAAAGCUGCUUGCUUUGUUCAGUGAAGUUCUGAAGGGUUUUGUUUCUUAAGCCUUGUUGUAGUCGUCACUAAUAUCAUUUUUUUUUUAAAAAUGCAUUCUAGUUGAUCUUGUUUCACUGAAGGAGUUGUGGUUAAACUUACUUUUCCUCUCAUCUAUUUAAAUGCAGUGAAAUUCUGAAUGGAUAUCAGUGUUUAAAAUAAUUUAAGGUAAUAGGGGUGUGUGAAAAUAUCAACGAAUUUUAAAUGAUUUCUUUGCAAACAGGGAUAAACACAGAAAAACGUGUUUCAUUAAAUGUAAACUUAUUAGGCGAUAGGUCUGGAUCAGUCAGUACAGCUGGUGUAAAGCAGCAUUACAUCUCUCCUACUUCAAGCCUGUUUCUGCUAGUUUCUAGCUGCACAUCUUUUAGUCUAUUAGAGUAGCUUAGCAUGAUUCACAGAUCAAAAUAACAAGCCUUGGUGGAGCCCCUAAUUUCAUCCACUGUCUGACACAACUAGCUUUUGUGUGAUUGGCUGCCCAUCGUGAGCAACUGGAUAGGGCUUCUGGUCUGAGAUGGCUGUAUUCGGCUUCUCUACUCAGUGACAUCACACAGACCCAAGACUAGAGAUGCUGGUUUGCAACGGAGCGUUCCGAGCCGUGUGAAGCUGGCACUGAUCUCAAUAUUUGGAAGUUUGUCGGUGUUCAGUACAAACGAGACAGAGGUCCACUUUAACACGCUCUUUCUGCUAUGCUACGUUUCCAUUUACACGCAGAUAGAAGUGGCCAAAGAUGAAGCGAGUCUUCCACAGUCUGCAAGGAUCCUUCAUAGCAUAGAAUCAGGAGGAUUCAACUUCCUAACAUCCUGCAAUUAGCAAACGUGUCUCGAUUAGCACAAACAUUUAAAAAACCGUGGCCACGCUUUCCCACCACCCCCGGCUCUGUUUUCAGACUCGUGCAAUGAUGAUGACAGACCCCUGAAAAUGAGCACGGUCGGUUUUUCUUUUUUAAACGUGACGUGUCUUAUGUGAAUUUAAGCGAUUUUCUUCGCACCCCCGACCUCCCCCACCCCAUCUUCUCUUUUUGAGUGAACAAAGAGUUAAAUCAGUGGCCCGUUGAGA
Messenger RNA from Haplochromis burtoni (Burton's mouthbrooder), 9116 nucleotides. RefSeq names its product insulin receptor substrate 2-B (gene irs4b). Gene Ontology annotation, biological process: insulin receptor signaling pathway. The coding region runs from base 403 to 4611 and encodes 1402 amino acids. Gene Ontology annotation, molecular function: phosphatidylinositol 3-kinase binding; insulin receptor binding. The transcript is spliced from 2 exons. Gene Ontology annotation, cellular component: cytosol; plasma membrane. The record is from RefSeq and is a predicted model, not a curated record. Lineage: Eukaryota; Metazoa; Chordata; Actinopteri; Cichliformes; Cichlidae.